Molecule: messenger RNA, 2082 nt
Organism: Rhizophagus irregularis DAOM 181602=DAOM 197198
Lineage: Eukaryota; Fungi; Glomeromycota; Glomeromycetes; Glomerales; Glomeraceae
Source: RefSeq, a predicted model, not a curated record
AUCAUAAUCAUAAUCGUUAUAGUUAUCACGGUAGUAGUCAUAGUAGCACGACUUCACUAUUGAGUUUCGAACUUGGUCCACCACGAACUAGAACUAAAAAUGACACGAGAAGUAUAAAUUCUCUGGAUUCCAAUAAAUCUUCUACUUCAAUACUAGCUAACCAUUCGAGAUCAAAAAAGAAUACUUUACCUGAACCUUCAAAACCGCGUAAACCUCAUCUUGCAAGUUUAUCACGUGAAAACCGUAAGGGAGAUUAUGACAUACAUGAUGGUCAUCUUAAAGAUAACAUUCCUCCUCAGAAUGUUCCCCCAAUUUCUCCUAUGAGAAGCAAUUCUCGAUUUAAAGAACAAUUAGAAGGCCCUUCUUUAAAACCUGGUAUUUUAUUAGGUCGAAGACGACUAUCAGAUGUAUCGGGUACUCACUCCUCACGAAAUUUGAUCUCUAGUAAUUCAAAUACGAUCGCGGCAAAAUCUUACACUUCCUUAAUAGAUUCUGGUUUUAAAAACAACAAAGAUGUUGAUGUUUUUUCACCUUCUCGAUCUCGUCGAAGUUCAAAUUCUAGUAUAAAAUCUUAUUUGAUUAAGCAAGUUCAUUCAUUAUCUUCAAAAGGAAAAUCUUCAACUCUAGAUUCAACAUCAAAAUCUUAUAAUAAUUAUUGGCCUGUUACAGAAGAUGUUACAUCAUAUCCUGAUCUAUCUUAUCCUCAUUCACCGACUCUUCCAUCAAAAAGUUCAAGUCGUUCAUUUAAAGCUCCUUCAUUUGGUAAAAAACAUAAAUUACAAAAAACUAAUAGUGAAACUGAAUUGAGAACUUUAAAAAAAAUGUGGUCGGAUUUCGGUUAUGAAAAGGGUAAUCCUAUUUUACAUAAUUUGACUCCACAUGUUGAAGAUGAUGGAGAAAAUCCUACUGAACAUUUAUCCGCAGCAAAUGUUACUGCGGAAGGAAAUGAUAAUCAUAAUAAUCUUCGUGAACAACUUUUUCGCAAACUCGUUACAAAGAAGAGCUCAAAUAGCUUAAACACUAAAAAGAAAUCAUAUCCGAGUAAUUUACUUAAAAUUCCUCACGUAUUUUUGCGUUCUAAUGAGGAAGGAACUUCGGAAGUUGUUCAAACCAUUGAUGAAAAAUCCUUUUCGAAUUCGUUGAAAGGACUUGAACUUUACAAGGAUGGAAUUAUUACUGAAAUGAUUGACGGAAGUCCACAAAUUCUUGCUGGAACGUUGGAAAAAUUGUUGUCUAGAUUAAUCGACGAAGAAGAAAAAGAUACCGAAUUUAUCGAUUGUUUCUUGUUAAACCAUAUUCUCUUUAUAUCAUCAGAAUUUUUAUUACAAGAAAUGAUUAACAGAUACCGAAUUUUUAAUUCGCGAAAUGAUGAUGAUAAAUUAGACAUCCAACAGCGAACGUUUCUUAAAAAUAUAAUAUCGGUACUUUAUCGAUGGGUAACCAUUCAACCACAAGAUUUUCAAAUUGAUAUGACUUUACGUGAUAGUAUGAGUACAUUUUUGACAGAUGAAGUUACGGAAGAAGAAUUUCAAUCAGAAGUUAGUAAAAUAAAAACAAUAUUAGAGAUUCAGUCUCUAAUUUCGAUUGAUAAAAUUAAGAAUCAAAGGAAAAGUCAAUCGACCACAACAACUUUCACAAACACUGAUAAUAUACCACGACCAAUAAUAUCAGAUUCUUCACCAUUAUUAGAAUUCGAGUCAAAAAAUAUAGCAAAAUAUUUAACAUUAAUAGAUUUUGCUGUAUUAAAAUCCAUGACAUUUUUCGAUAUUACAAUAUGGUGGAAAAAGAGAAAAGCGUUGGAAAACAGUGGGAGUUCUAAUAAUGCUCUCGGCAGAGAGAAUCAAUCGAUCAAUCUUAUCGAAAGUCAUUUAGAUUCUUUUAUAAGAAGAUCCAACAUGGUAAUUAAAUAAAUUACCAGAAAUUUUUAUCAUUACCAUGUUUAAUACUAAGUUUUGAAAUAUUUCCAAUUACAGAUAAGUCAUUGGAUCGCGCAUGAGAUUUGCAGUUUAAAAACUGUUAAGGCGCGUCGAACUUUACUUCACAAAUUCAUUGAAACAGCGAGAGUACGUAUUAACAAAGAUU